AUGAACUUCCACCUCCCCCCCGAUAUCCAAACCUACCUCACACGUCUCGACAGCUUCAUCCACACACAGAUCCUCCCGCUCCAGCACCGAGACGACAACAACCGGUUCUUCGACCACCGCCGCGAAUCGGCCCGCACGCAAUGGACCAACCAAGGCCUCCCAACGGCGGAGUGGGAAUCGCUGCUCCGUCAAGCCCGCCGCCUCGCCGACGACGCGGGGUUCUACCGCUUCCCGUUUCCCGUCGAGUACGGCGGGGCCGGCAGCGUCUCGCAGAACCUGUACAUGUGCGCGAUCCGGCACCAUUUGGCGGCGCACCCGGUCUACGGCGGCGGGCUGGGUCUCGCGAACGACCUGCAGAACGAACAUAGCGUGGUUGGCAACAACCCGGUCGUCAUGAUGUUGUAUUAUUACGGCACUGAGGAGCAGCGGCGACGGUAUAUCCCGGCAGCUAUCUGCGGUGAGUUCAGGGCGACUUUUGGGUUGACGGAGAUCGAGCAUGGGUCGGAUGCGACGUAUAUGGAGACCACGGCGAGGGUUGUUGGGGUUGACGACUCUCAAAACCUCUGUUACGAAAUCACUGGCAACAAGAAAUGGCAGACAGGAAUGCACACCGCAACGCAUUGUCUAGUAUUCGCCCGCACGUCCGGCAAGGCAGGCUCCCCCCAGGGAAUCACGGCGUUCAUCGUGCCUCGAGACACGCCCGGGGUGACUGUGGCUUCGUAUGAAUGGACGCUGAACAUGCCGACGGACCACGCCACCGUGCUGUUUGAGAACGUUCGCGUUCCGGCUUCGGCCAUCCUAGGACCCCUCGACAACGGACUCGCCAUUGCCCAGACGUUCACUCACGAAAACCGCAUCCGGCAGGCGAGUUCGAGCUGUGGCGCUGCACGGUACUGCGUCGAUCGGAGUGUCGAGUAUGCGAAAACCCGGAAAGUGUUUGGCAAACCGUUGGCGGCGAAUCAAGCCAUCCAGUGGCCUCUCGUGGAGCUGGCGACGCAGACGGAGAUGUUGCGACUUUUGAUCCUGCGCACUGCCGUGGAAAUGGAUCAGGUCACUGCGAAAUGUAAAACGACUGGGGAACCGCCGUGGGUGGCUAUCGAGAAGCGGCUGGGACAUAAGAUCGGGAUGUGCAAUUACUAUGCGAACCGACUGGUCACGGAGGCCGCGGAUCGAGCGAUCCAGAUCCACGGCGGUGUCGGGUAUUCGAGACAUUAUCCGUUCGAGCAUAUCUGGAGACAUUUCCGACGGUAUCGCAUCACUGAGGGGAGUGAGGAAGUGCAGAUUCGAAAGGUGGCUGCUUAUCUGUUUGGAUAUAAGACGACGGGAGAGGAGAACGACAAGAAGAAAGAGAGCGAGACCAUGAAGGGUGAGGCGAAGUUGUGA
Molecule: messenger RNA, 1383 nt
Organism: Capronia coronata CBS 617.96
Lineage: Eukaryota; Fungi; Ascomycota; Eurotiomycetes; Chaetothyriales; Herpotrichiellaceae
Product: acyl-CoA dehydrogenase
Exons: 2
Coding region: 1-1383 (460 amino acids)
Biological process (GO): fatty acid beta-oxidation using acyl-CoA dehydrogenase; butyrate catabolic process
Molecular function (GO): flavin adenine dinucleotide binding
Source: RefSeq, a predicted model, not a curated record